AUGAUAAUAGGACUGCUACCAGAGGAGACCAUGAACGAAACCCUAGUACUCACGAGGGCACUCUCAGAUGAAGUGGUUUGUAUGCGCUCUUUAGCCCUCGGAAGCUCAGUGCACAUGGUUACUCAUCCUUUGACACCAGACUCGCCCACAAGACGCACUGGCCACACUAUAACACCCUUGGUGGUGAGCCCAGAUAAGGGUGCGUGCGCUGAUAGUAUUGUAUGUCAAAAGACCUUCCUAGUAGCAAUGUGCUGGUCACGGUCAAGAAGACAUUACCAUUUUGAUGCAUCGAGGGUUGAUCGAUUCGUUAAGACACUGUCGGUAUUCUACUCGUAUAAUCGGGACCCAUCUCAUCUACAAAGGUUCUACUUGUGUGCACGCUCACCCGGAAACCAGAAUCGAGACCUGGCAGGCGUCACUCGCCCUGCAGCGAUUUGGUACGACAGCAAGGGUGGACCUCGGAUUGACGGGGGAUGCUUCCCGGCGAGUCCCAGGUGCACUGCAGGUGGCGAUCUCAACGUGGAUGAGUGCCCAGUCGGUGAAGUCAUGGCUCACAGGGAGGCGCCUGGACUACCCACAAGGAUUGGGGAGAUCCAAGACUGCAGUGUCCGUUGGUAA
Messenger RNA from Giardia duodenalis, 618 nucleotides. RefSeq lists its product as uncharacterized. The record is from RefSeq and is a predicted model, not a curated record. Lineage: Eukaryota; Fornicata; Diplomonadida; Hexamitidae. The transcript has a single exon. The coding region runs from base 1 to 618 and encodes 205 amino acids.